Molecule: messenger RNA, 783 nt
Organism: Phacochoerus africanus (Common warthog)
Lineage: Eukaryota; Metazoa; Chordata; Mammalia; Artiodactyla; Suidae
Gene: LBH
Product: LBH regulator of WNT signaling pathway
Exons: 3
Coding region: 215-532 (105 amino acids)
Biological process (GO): positive regulation of DNA-templated transcription
Cellular component (GO): nucleus
Source: RefSeq, a predicted model, not a curated record
GGCUCUUUGUGGGGCCGUGAGCUCGGUGGAGAACCUAGAGCUCCGUCUGCUCCGACGCCACAGGCAGUGGGGCUGUCUCCGGGAAGCAGACCGGCGAACGCCCAUGCCCGCAUUCGCAGCUAGCCGCACCUGUCUGCUCCCGUGACAUCCUUCCCUGGGACGCAGUGACCCUUUUUAAAUUACAAGGGCGUGGGUCAGGCUCCCCUAGGACUUCAUGUCUGUAUAUUUCCCCAUUCACUGCCCUGACUAUCUGAGAUCAGCCGAGAUGACUGAGGUGAUGCUGAACACCCCAUCCAUGGAGGAGAUUGGCCUCAACCCCCGAAAGGAUGGCCUUUCCUACCAGAUUUUCCCCGACCCCUCAGACUUCGACCGCUGCUGCAAACUGAAGGAUCGUCUGCCCUCCAUCGUGGUGGAGCCCACAGAGGGGGAGGUGGAGAGUGGGGAGCUCCGGUGGCCCCCCGAGGAGUUCUUGGUCCAGGAGGAUGAGCAGGACAACUGUGAAGAGACAGCGAAGGAGAACAAGGAGCAGUAGAGUCCGCGCCGGCUCCCAUGGGGUCACCCCAGGCAGCAUCUGUACCUGAACUGUAUUCUUUCCCACUACGAUGGAAGGAGCGUGUGAGCCACAACAGUUCUGAAAACAGCGGAUGAUGGCUUCCGUUUUGCACCUGCAAAUCACUGAGUUGGUUUUCUUUUCUUUUCUUUUCCUUUUUUGAGAUGUCGAGCAGCAGAGCCGUCAGCGACACCGUGCCAGGCCUUCUGAGAAAGGCAGCUGCUUAGAGCAGG